Messenger RNA from Clarias gariepinus (North African catfish), 754 nucleotides. RefSeq names its product arylamine N-acetyltransferase. The annotation marks the transcript as partial. The transcript has a single exon. Lineage: Eukaryota; Metazoa; Chordata; Actinopteri; Siluriformes; Clariidae. The record is from RefSeq and is a predicted model, not a curated record. Gene Ontology annotation, molecular function: acetyltransferase activity.
AAUGGACCACUCACCAUCCACACCGGGGAGCGCGUGCACCUCGAGCUCCCGCUGCUCUACGACAAAAUCGUGUUAAAAAGACGCGGCGGAUUUUGCUACGAAAACAACGGGCUCUUCUCCUGGCUCCUGGCUCAGCUCGGGUUUAAAGUCGAGGUCCUGUCUGCUCAGGUGAAAAAUCGGUUCACUGGAGUUUUCGGACCUCCGUUUGACCACAUGAUCAUGAUGGUGACCCUGGACGGGGAAAGAUGGCUAUGUGAUGUGGGAUUCGGUGCCGGGUUCCAGCUCCCUCUUUCCUUAGAGACGGAGAGUCCUCAGACCCAGAGUCAUGGCCUGUACCGGGUUCGAGCUCAGGGAAAUCUGUUUUUUAUGGAAGAAAGUGUUGAUGGUGCGUCAUGGGUGGAGAAGUACAAGUUCAGCCUUCAGCCGUGUCAAAGAGAGGACUUUAGAGCCAUGUGUGAGUACCAUCAGGUCUCCAUCAGCUCCAUAUUCUUCUGCAAGUCCCUCUGCACCCUCCUGCUACCAAGAGGAAGGAUUACUCUAAUGGGACGCAAGCUGAUUACCGUCCAGCUAUCCGGUGAGCCUGGGCCACCAGUGAAGACCACCAAAACAGAUCUUAGUGAUGAAGAAAUCAUAGAGAUCCUAAGGGAGAAGUUUGGAAUAGUGCUGACGUCUCCACUCAUUAGUAAAGAUAUUGACAUAGUUCCUCCACCAGUGAACUAUUAAAGUGGCCAAAACUAUGUCGACAACUGAGCGU